Molecule: messenger RNA, 2541 nt
Organism: Candoia aspera
Lineage: Eukaryota; Metazoa; Chordata; Lepidosauria; Squamata; Candoiidae
Gene: MFSD8
Product: major facilitator superfamily domain containing 8
Exons: 10
Coding region: 405-1787 (460 amino acids)
Biological process (GO): transmembrane transport
Cellular component (GO): lysosomal membrane
Molecular function (GO): transmembrane transporter activity
Source: RefSeq, a predicted model, not a curated record
GAGUGACCUAUAAGCCUUAUCAAUAAAAUAAACCUCAUUGUUCUAAUGAUUGCUUUAUUUUAUAUAAUUUACCUGUCUUGAAUUGUGACUUUUUAAAAAUAUGUGUGUUUCAUUUGCGGGGAGUAUUUUAGUAUUUAGAUAGCAUUAUCGUGAGUUCCCUUUGCUAGUGGAAAUACCAGUUCAUAAAAAUAUUUCUAAGGAGUUUGCAGUCUAGAUAGGGUAGUCCUGUGAGGUCAGUUUAUACUUUCAGGCAACAGGUUCCCUAUACCAAUUCAAACUUAUUGAGACUUCUAAUUCCUACUAACUAUUAUUCCAGAAUAUUGGUUUUUGCUUUCACCUAUACCUUCCUAUAUAUCUCUGCACUUGGCUGCUGACUGCGUAUUACAGUUCUGGAGAAAUACAAGAUGAUAGAUAAAACUGCAGAUCCAAGUUUUCUGGGCUGGAUUAUUGCUUCAUAUAGCAUUGGUCAGAUGGUAGCUUCCCCAUUCUUUGGAACAUGGUCUAAUUGCAGGCCAAGAAGAGAACCUCUCGUGGUUUCAAUUGCCAUUUCAAUAGCUGCCAACUUCUUCUAUGCUUAUGUCCAUUUGCCCCCUUCACACAACAAAUACUACAUGCUAGCUGCUCGAGCACUGGUGGGGUUUGGUGCAGGAAAUGUAGCAGUAGUUCGCUCGUAUAUUGCUGGUGCCACCUCACUUACUGAAAGAACAAAUGCUAUGGCAAACACUAGUGCUUGCCAAGCAGUGGGAUUCAUACUGGGACCAGUUUUUCAGACUCUCUUUUCACUUAUUGGGGAAAAAGGAAUCUCAUGGAAAAUGAUUUAUCUUCAGGUGAACAUGUACACAGCACCGGUUUUAUUUGGAAGUCUUCUAGGAAUUAUUAAUAUUGUUCUGAUAUUUGCUGUAUUUAGAGAACAUCAUGUGGAUGACAUGGGACGACCACAAAAUAAUAUUAAUACAGAAGCUGAAGAAAAUAAUGAAGUGGUUCAAGAUAAUGAAGGAUGCAUUGACCAUGUGGCUGUUGUAUCAACAAAUUUUCUUUUCUUUGUUAUCUUAUUUGUUUUUGCAGUUUUUGAAACCAUAGCUACACCAUUGACAAUGGAUAUGUAUUCGUGGACCAGAAAAAAAGCAGUAUUUAUCAAUGGCUUAAUCCUUGGUGCUGUUGGCAUUGAAUCAGUGGUUGUAUUUUUAGCAGUUAAAGAACUUUCUAAAAGGACUGGUGAACGUGCAAUCCUUUAUGGAGGUCUAAUGAUUAUCUUGGUUGGAUUCUUCGUUUUGUUACCUUGGGGAAAUCAGUUACCUAAUAUCCAAUGGGCAGACAUAAAAAAUAAUUCUACUCCAGGAAGGACCUUUGGUGAAACCUUGGCAUUUUUGUGGGCAUCACAAAUGGAAUUUUCAUCCAAUAAUACAUCUGAAGCAACUGGAUGUCCUAGUGUACAAUCUUGGUGCCUUUAUAUUCCAGUAAUCCAUCUGGGCCAGUAUAUCACUUCAGACAUUCUAAUAGGACUGGGUUAUCCAGCCUGUAAUGUGAUGUCAUAUACUCUAUAUUCAAAAAUUUUAGGGCCAAAACCUCAGGGUAUUUAUAUGGGAUGGCUAACUGCUUGUGGAAGUGGUGCACGUAUCCUGGGCCCGGUAUUUGUCAGCCAACUCUACAGUUACUUAGGACCCCGCUGGGCAUUUGGCUUCAUCUGUGGAAUCAUUGUUCUUUCUCUCUUACUGCUUGAAGUGGUGUACAAGAGACUUAUUGCAUUUUCAGUCAGAUAUGAGAGGCUACAAGAGCAGAGCUCUUAGCUAUCUCUGAUCAGUCUUAUUUUACUUCAACCAUUAUUUGCUAUUUCGAUAUUCUGCAUCUUUGACAGAUGGCCUGUAGAACUAUCAUACACUGGCACUGAUAGUGUUUCUAUUACCAGAUGUCCUGGCUAAGCAAAGACCACACCGAAACAAGGAGAAAGUCUCUAGUGUUUUAUUAACUGCUACUGUAGACAGAAAAUCCUACCAAACUGAAGAAGCGUGGGAAAAACCCAGACAGAUAACCCCCAAAACUCAAGGCGGGUCUGUUCUGGGUUUCUUUGAAUGACGGCUCAAAGUCUCUAAACUACACAUGCAUUUUCCCCCCUGGAUAGGGGCCUCUUCCUGCUCAUCAUCCGUACUCAUGACACCAGAUUUACAUCAGUACAAUACUGGAAAUGACAGAUUGUGAUUCAGUAGAUGCAAUUGUUUUGGUGCAUAGUUUUAAGAGAGGAUACUAGUUCUAAUUAUAUUUACCGGAUGUACAUAAAGUACAUUCUGUGAAUCAUGUCUUAACUGAAACUGUUUUUCAAACUGAACUUAAAAAGGCUAUUUAUUCCAGAGUUUUAUGAAGAUGGUUAAUGUUUAUGUAUUUUUAUAAUUGGCUUUUCUAAAUUUUAUUGAAUAUAUUUUAAGUAAAAUAUAGCAGAAACUAAUCUUGAUAAAUUAUUUUGUUGCACAUAUUUUAUUUUGGGGUUACCCAUUCAUUCACUGUAUAUUUUAUAUUUAAAAAAAUGGUUCAAGUAAGAUUAAAAGU